AUGGUCUGCGACUUCUUCCACCCCAAUGUUGGCGGUGUCGAAAACCAUAUCUACAUGCUCAGUGCUAACCUCAUCAAACGAGGGCAUAGGGUCAUAGUCAUAACACAUAGUCACCCCCCGGAUCGUGUCGGCAUCCGAUGGCUACUCCCUGGGCUGAAAGUAUACUACUUGCCCUUCCCGACCAUCGCCUCAUCUGCCACGCUACCGGACUUUCUUGCAUUUCUGCCUUACCUACGUUAUAUUGUCCUACGGGAAGGAGUAGAACUCAUACAUGCUCAUGCUAGCCUUUCAUCCUUAGCGCACGAGGGGAUUCUCCACGCGCACUUGAUGGGCGUGCGCACCGUCUUCACUGACCACAGCCUCUUCGGGUUUGACGACGCCGCGAGCAUCUUGACGAACAAGCUACUAGAGGCUGCCCUCCGAAAUGUCGACGCAGCUAUCUGCGUCUCGCAUACAGGCCGCGAGAACACUGUAUUGCGCGCAAGAAUUCCGCCAGAAUGUGUCUAUGUCAUCCCAAAUGCCUUAGUCGCAGAGCAAUUCAAGCCUGACUUAACCCCCAAGGACGCCCGUGAAGUGACGAUAGUUGUCAUAUCUCGUUUGGCAUAUCGGAAAGGCAUCGACCUUCUCGUCGCUACGGCGCCCCGCAUAUGCAUGUUGUUCCCGAACGUCAAAUUCAUCGUAGGAGGAGACGGGCCAAAGAUGAUCGAUCUUCUACAAAUGCGAGAGAAAUAUAUGCUCCAAGACCGGAUAGAGAUGUUGGGUCCUGUCCGCCAUAGCGAUGUCCGCGAUGUGUUAACCCGUGGAACAAUCUUCCUGAACACGUCACUCACGGAGUCCUUUGGCAUUGCCAUCCUUGAGGCGGCUUGCGCGGGGCUCUACGUCGUCGCGACCCGCGUCGGCGGAGUUCCCGAGAUUCUCCCGGAAGACAUGAUCUCGUUUGCCAGUCCAGACGAAGAUGAUGUGAUACGAGCCAUGUCCGAGGCCAUCGACAUCGUCUCCAAAGGCCAACACGAUCCCGCCCGAGCCCACGAGCGCGUCAAACAAUUCUACGACUGGAUGCAAGUCACGGAACGCACGGAACGUGUAUACGCGAACGUACUGCGCACACGUCCCCGGCCGUUCUGGGUCAGAUUGCAACGGACGUUGGAGCUGGGGAGGUUUGCGGGACCCAUCUUCGCGAUUAUCCUCUUGGUCGACUGCCUGUUCUUUGCCUUCUUGGAAUGGUGGAUACCUCGCGGAAGCAUCGACAAAGUGGAGAUGCACUGGGACCAACAACGGUUCAGGAAGGUGCGCAGACCGUCGGACGGCGCUUGA
Molecule: messenger RNA, 1314 nt
Organism: Rhodofomes roseus
Lineage: Eukaryota; Fungi; Basidiomycota; Agaricomycetes; Polyporales; Fomitopsidaceae
Product: transferase
Exons: 8
Coding region: 1-1314 (437 amino acids)
Biological process (GO): GPI anchor biosynthetic process
Cellular component (GO): glycosylphosphatidylinositol-N-acetylglucosaminyltransferase (GPI-GnT) complex
Molecular function (GO): phosphatidylinositol N-acetylglucosaminyltransferase activity
Source: RefSeq, a predicted model, not a curated record